AUGGCACAGGAAGUAAUCGACAACGUCGCCGCCAAAGGCACCUCCUACUUUACCCCAGCUCAGGAUCCCCCAGCAGGCACGCAGCUCGAGGGAUCAGCCAAGCUGUUCACCUCCCUCACCAUCCGCGGUGCGACCUUUCCGAACCGCCUGUUCCUUGCCCCUCUCUGCCAGUACUCCGCUAAGGAUGGCUACGCCAAUGAUUGGCACUUGACGCAUCUGGGUGGCAUCCUCCAGCGCGGGCCAGGGCUGGCAAUCAUGGAGUCGACCGCCGUUCAGAAAGUAGGCCGUAUCACACCGCAGGAUCUUGGUCUCUACGAGGAUGGCCAGAUCGAGCCAUUGAAGCGUAUCACGGAGUUUGCCCACGGACAAAGCCAGAAGAUUGCUAUUCAAUUAGCUCACGCGGGUCGGAAGGCCAGUGCCGUUGCUCCCUGGCUGAGCGGCAACGCGAUGGCUCUCAAGGAAGUUGGCGGGUGGCCGGAUGAGAUUGUUGGUCCAUCGGCAAUUCCCCAUGAGGAGGGAAUCAAUACCGUCCCCAAGGCUUUGACCGGGGAGGAUAUUGAGGAAUUGAAGAAAGAUUUCGGGAAGGCUGCCAAAAGGGCCGUCAGGGCCAAUUUCGAUGUGAUUGAGAUUCACGCCGCUCACGGAUAUUUAUUACACCAGUUUUUGAGCCCUGUUAGUAACCGACGAACCGACCAGUAUGGAGGUAGCUUCGAGAACCGGGUCAGACUUCUCCUGGAAGUUACUGAGGUAGUUCGAGCUAGUAUCCCGACAACCAUGCCUCUAAUUGUCCGGAUCAGUGCGACAGAUUGGUUCGAGUUUGAUGAGGUCCUCAAGAAAGAGUUUCCCGAGAGCUGGACAAUGGCUCAGUCGAUUGAGCUGGUCUCACUCUUGGCUGACUGCGGUGUCGACUUGGUAGAUGUCAGCUCAGGUGGGGUCCACGCCAAAUCUGCGAUCGCCAUUCGGUCGGGCCCCGCCUAUCAGGUACAUUUUGCGCAAGAAAUUAAGAAAGCUGUGGGCGACAAAUUACUCAUAUCGGCGGUGGGAGGAAUCAAGACGGGAUCGCUGGCCGAGGAGGUGGUGCAGUCUGGUAUUGAUGCAGUACAGGCUGGGCGUUGGUUCCAGCAGAACCCUGGCUUGGUUCGUGCGUUUGCAAAUGAGCUCGGGGUGAAGGUGAGGAUGGCCACUCAGAUUGAUUGGAGUUUUGAAGGUCGUGGGAAGAAGGCAAAGAGUUCCCUAUAGACAUACAUGUCUUACACUACUAUAGACUGGGAAACCUCCUGAUUGCUAUAUAAAGCAUAACUUCUUCAGCUCCGAACAUCUGUACUCCACUAUCUCAUAAU
Aspergillus alliaceus is the source of this 1340-nucleotide messenger RNA. Its product is annotated as NADH:flavin oxidoreductase/NADH oxidase. The coding region runs from base 1 to 1239 and encodes 412 amino acids. Gene Ontology annotation, cellular component: intracellular anatomical structure. The transcript has a single exon. The record is from RefSeq and is a predicted model, not a curated record. Gene Ontology annotation, molecular function: NADPH dehydrogenase activity; NADP binding; FMN binding. Lineage: Eukaryota; Fungi; Ascomycota; Eurotiomycetes; Eurotiales; Aspergillaceae.